Siniperca chuatsi (mandarin fish) is the source of this 3870-nucleotide messenger RNA. RefSeq lists its product as uncharacterized. Gene Ontology annotation, biological process: regulation of DNA-templated transcription. Gene Ontology annotation, molecular function: RNA polymerase II cis-regulatory region sequence-specific DNA binding; DNA-binding transcription factor activity, RNA polymerase II-specific. The transcript is spliced from 3 exons. NCBI's taxonomy places the organism in Eukaryota, Metazoa, Chordata, Actinopteri, Centrarchiformes, Sinipercidae. The coding region runs from base 898 to 2427 and encodes 509 amino acids. The record is from RefSeq and is a predicted model, not a curated record.
UUGUUGGGAAAAGUGCAGCCGUGUCGCACUUUGACGGCCGCCGCAGCUGCUGCCAGCCGGCCUCCAAACUUUUCUGUAACGGCGGCUGUUUGACUGUUGACACGUAACACAGAGACAACUUCUGUAACCGACACAGACCCCCGCGCCCUCCCGCCGCCUCUGGCUCUGCGGUCUUACAGAUGUUUAAGGCCACACUAUAGUCAACAUGAACCAGUUCACGCGUCAGUUCAGGACAAAGUCUGCCGUGUGUUGCCAGGCAGCUGUUCGAUCAGAUUGAUCACAUGUGGGAUAAAGUAGUCCAGACCAGCUGCGUUGGUGAUGCGCUCCUCUGCACGCGUAAACUUUCAGAUGGACUUUAUAACAACAGGUGUGUGUUGCCUCUCACCUGUUGUCUGUCUGUCUGCUCUGCGCUGACACACGCACACCUUUACCUGAUUGGCUGCUGCCGGACAGCCUGUGCAUAUUCAGGGGAGGUCAGAGGAGUCAGAAGGCUGAAGUGGCGGACUUCGGAUCAGUACUACACGCUGACGUCUCCGGAGACGUCUCCUGCUCUGAGCUGUGAUCGUGAGAGGUCGCUGCGUCUCAAUCGUGUUUCAUGCAGGCCGAGGUGGACGAAACGCGCUACGGCUGGUCCCAGUCAGCUGUGGGUGGUGACACCAGCGGGACGUCUCGGUUGUUGGAUUCCCGGAGGAGACGCUCAGGGACACGCCCCCUACCUCGCAGCCCCUCCUCUCUCAGGACAGGUAGAUUUCUUCAGAGGGAGGGACGAAGGACCGGAGGACGAGGAGGAGGAGGAGGAGGAGGAGGAGGAGGAGGAGGAAGGUGGACUUUUAUAACCUCAGAUACUUAAGGUGUUGAAGCGGAGUGAGGUGAGGAGGGUUAGCGCCGCCCCUCACCAUGACAGACUUAGAGACUGAGUGUUUGAGCCUCGGCCUGCCCCCCGAGUGCGGCUCCCCUCCCCCGCCUCUGGACCCCUCCCUGCAGGUGGACUCGGCCCAGACUCUGGCCCUCCUCUCCUCCGACUGCCCCACGGCCACGCUCAGCUCGCUGGCGGCGGAGAUCGCAGAGCCGCUGGUGAUGCUGCCGUGCGUGAAGAGCGAGCCGGAGGACGGGGACCUGGAGCCCAUCCGGACCGUGGACCUGUCGGAGAUCCAGCCGCUGUCCACCGCCGAGCUGGGCCAGGACCAGAUCAAGAUGGAGAUCAGCGGCCUCGACUACAUCAAGUCCGAGCAUCACGGCAACCACCACCUGGGCCACUUCCACCACGCCGACGUCGCAGAGCUGGACUACAAGUCGCACUACGAGCCCAGCUCCGUGUUCGACUACAUCUCACAGGUGACGGACACUCUGGAGUACAUCAAGUCGGACCACCACGUGGACCUGCAGUGUUACUACACCACAGAGUCCAGCACCAUGUCCACCCACCUGCAGCACAACGGCCUGGAGUCCAUCCACAUGGCGGAGCUCCGCACCGAGCUCAACAAGCUGCGGCCCGACGCCCUGCUGAUGGACGGCAUGGGCAAACUGGACCCUGAGUUUGGAGGGGGGGGGCUGUACGAGCUGCAGCCGGCCGAGCAGGGGAAGACGGCGGCGGAGGUGGCGGCGGCGGUGACCGGGCAGGGAGGGGGCCCGGUCAUCUCGACCAAAACCCAGAGCCCGACUGUGAGGAAACCUCGUAACAUGCAGGGGGAGAAACCUUUCUCCUGCACGCAGUGCGGGAAGAACUUCAGCACGCUGGGAAACCUGAAAACCCACCAGCGCAUCCACACCGGGGAGCGGCCGUACACCUGCUCGCAGUGCGGCAAGAGCUUCGGCCAGGCGGGGAACCUCAAACGACACCAGCUGAUCCACACGGGCCAGAAGCCGUACGUGUGCGCCCACUGCCCCAAAGGCUUCACCAAGGCCGACGACCUGCGAUCGCACCAGCGGCUGCACACCGGCGAGCGGCCCUUCAUCUGCCUCACCUGCGGGAAGAGCUUCGGCCAGUCCAAGGAGCUGAAGGCUCACCAGCUGAGCCACACGGGCGAGAGGCCGUUCUGCUGCCAGCACUGCGGCAAGAGCUUCAGCAAGGAGACCAGCUACCGCAACCACGUGCAGAUCCACACGGGCGAGAAACCCUUCACCUGCUCGCAGUGCGGCAAGACUUUCAGCAACUCGGGCGUGUUAAAAACCCACGAGAAGAUCCACUCGGGCGAGCGGCCGUUCGGCUGCACGCAGUGCGGGAAGAGCUUCGGCCGCCUCGGCCACCUGAAGGCUCACCAGCAGAUCCACACGGGGGAGCGGCCGUACGCCUGCCCCCACUGCGCCAAGACUUUCAGCCAGUCGGGUCACCUCAAAGCACACGAGCAGAUCCACAAGCGGGAGCGGGUGGACACGGCCAGCACCAGCAGCAACGGCAGCAGCAGCCUGGGCAGCGACAGUAGCUAAGAUGAACUCCACACCCUUUAACCUCUCGGAAAAACAAAGUAUUAUUCCUCUUUUUUAUAAAUACUAUAUAUAAAGUUUUUUCCUUAUGAAUUUUUCUUACAUUUUCAUACCUUUUGUGCUCUUUUGCAUUAUAUAUAUGUGGGCAGGUGGACUCCGACUGAUUUGCUCUUAUGCAAGUGUCUGUGUGUGUGUGUACAUGUUGUGUACUGUGUGUCUGUGGGUGGGUGUGAAACUGAGGGACUUGUAGAUAAUCUUUGAACUGGUCUCGAGUCUCUCCGGAGGACCAAGUCCCAGUACUUAUUUUGGAGUACUUACUGAUACACAAGCACAGCGACAACGUUUGAGUACUUCAUUUAGUUUUUUACUGAACCAGACCAGCAGCUCCCGGUGAGCCAGAGCCCCGUUCACCGCUAACCGCCGGCCUCUCGCCGCGUUUCACCAGCAGCGUUUCCUGAAGUCCUGCAGAGCGAGGACGCGUGCACGUGGGCUCGGAGACCCUCUAGAGUCAAGAGGCGUAGGGAACUAGGUCUGUAAGCAGUAUUAAUACAACAGGAAUGUUUUAAACUUCACAUCGAAACGGUUUCUCUUCUCUGAUUUCCGUUUACACUUCGUCACAAAUCUGAGCAGAACCCGUCUGUUUUCUCAGCUGCAGGUCGACCCUCCAGUGCAGACGGGGGGGGGGUCCUUUAGAUUUGUGGGUUUCUUUUCUCGACCCAGAAACAUUUUACAUCUUGUCUCUGGUGGACAAACUGCUUCCGACUUCUCAGCCGCCGUAAGCGCCGCCUCUGUAUCUGCCCGUCUGUCUGACAACAACACCAGAAGAAGAACUCAAACUCGGCACUUCAGUUGCAUCAGAGCCGGUUCAGCUAGCGUUAGCUAGCCAAUAACAACAGCCAGCAGUGACGGUCCUUCAGAUAUUGCAGGAGCCGUUCUCUAUCAGGCCAGAUUAAAAAGGAAAAGCGGCAGUAAGCAAAGAUCGUCCCUUUGACAGGACAGCUGAAGCAGGUUGUGAAUCGGCUCGUUGCUAUGGAAACGCUGUUUCUCUCCAGGCGUGGAGUCGGCGCCGUGGUGAACGGGGCCGCGGCUCAGCAGCCAGCCGCGUGUCGGUCCUCGCUGCCAGUUUACUAGUAUUUAACUUCCAGGUGUGGGUACUAGCAGGUGUACGCUCUGUUACUGUAUUAAAGAUCUGAUAUCGUUUUUAUAUUUUUUAUUGACCAGUAUUGAUUGAUCAGAUCACAGUGAUGUUUUUGUUGAUAAUCUGCUGAUGACAUUCCUUGAAAUCACUCAGUAUCGUCCCCCCGUCCAGAUCGCUCACUGUGUACAAAUCUUAUAUUAUGUCAUUCCUAAAAAAAUGAAAAUGAAAAAAACAGCAGACAAAAAGACAAAAGUGAUGCAGCAUCUUGUACUGGAAAAAGAAUUAUUAAAGAAACUAAUGGCACGUCC